Messenger RNA from Jatropha curcas, 2377 nucleotides. RefSeq names its product Pentatricopeptide repeat (PPR) superfamily protein. The record is from RefSeq and is a predicted model, not a curated record. Gene Ontology annotation, molecular function: protein binding. Lineage: Eukaryota; Viridiplantae; Streptophyta; Magnoliopsida; Malpighiales; Euphorbiaceae.
UCUUUAGAUUGUCAAUUGCCCAUCUCUUAAACCCAAAACCUCGCAAUGGCACUCUCUAAACCAACCUUGUUCGGCCACCUUAAAACCCUAGUCGCCCACCGCCACCGCUACCACCAUAACCCUCCGUCUAUUAUCACUAUCCGUUUACUUUCCUUCUCCUCCUCAGAAGAAGCUGCAGCAGAACGACGUCGUCGCAAACGCCGCCUCCGUAUUGAACCCCCACUUUCUUCACUCCACCGUUCUCAACAACAACAAUCACAGACCCAACAAAUCCCUAAACCCAUUCAAAACCCUAACGCCCCUAAACUCCCCGAACCCAUCUCUGAAGUCUUGUCCGGCAAACGGAAUGACCUCCAUAAUCGUAUCUUAAAGCUUAUCCGCGAAAAUGACCUUGAGGAGGCUGCUCUUUUCACCCGCCACUCUGUCUAUUCCAACUGUAAACCCACCAUUUACACUGUCAAUGCAGUUCUCAACGCCCAGCUCCGUCAGUCUAAAUACUCAGAUCUUCUUUCCCUUCAUCGCUUCAUUAUUCAGGCGGGUGUGGCCCCUAAUAUUAUUACCCACAAUUUGAUUUUUCAAACUUAUCUUGAUUGCCGAAAGCCAGAUACUGCGCUUGAACACUAUAAGCAGUUAAUCAAUGAUGCUCCCUUUAAUCCAUCUCCUACUACUUAUAGGAUUUUGAUUAAAGGGUUAGUGGAUAAUGGGAGAAUUGAGAAAGCUUUGGAGUUGAAAGAGGAGAUGGUGGAAAUUAAGGGUUUUACACCGGAUCCAUUGGUUUAUCACUAUUUGAUGGUUGGGUGUGUUAGAAAUUCUGAUUCUGAUGGGGUUUUUAAGCUUUUUGAAGAGUUGAAAGAGAAGACGGGUGGGGUGGUAGAGGAUGGAGUUGUUUAUGGGGCUCUAAUUAAGGCUUACUUCAUGAAGGGAAUGGAAGAAGAAGCGAUGGAGUAUUAUGAAGAGGCUGUGGGGGAGAAUUCAAAGCUUAAGAUGAGUGCUGUUGCAUAUAAUUCUGUAUUAGACGCAUUGUGCAAGAAUGGCAAGUUCGAUGAAGCUUUGAAGUUGUUUGACAGAAUGAUACAAGAACAUAACCCACCUAGAAAUUUGGCUGUUAAUCUGGGGAGUUUUAAUGUGAUGGUUGAUGGUUAUUGUGCACAAGGGAGAUUUGAGGAAGCCGUUGAGGUUUUUAGGAAAAUGGGUGAUUAUAGAUGCAAUCCAGAUGUAUUGUCAUUCAAUAACUUGAUUGAUCAGUUGUGCAAAAAUGGAAUGUUGGUGAAGGCCGAGGAGCUUUAUGGAGAAAUGGAUGGAAAGGGAGUGAAAGCUGAUGAGUAUACUUAUGGUUUGUUAAUGGAUACUUGUUUUGAGAAUGAUAGAGUUGAUGAUGGGGCUGCAUACUUUAAAAAGAUGGUGGACUCAGGGUUGAGACCUAACUUGGCAGUCUAUAAUAGAUUAGUUGAUAAGUUGGUUAAAGUGGGAAAGAUUGAUGAGGCAAAAUCGUUUUAUUAUUUGAUGGUGAAGAAACUCAAGAUGGAUAAUGCAAGCUACAAGUUUAUGAUGGCAGCAUUGGCUGAUGCAAGGGAUAUGGAUGAGUUACUUAAAAUGGUUGAUGGAAUGUUGGAUGAUGAGGCAAUUGAGUUUGACUCAGAGUUGCAGGAAUUUGCUAAGGAACUAUUGGGAAGGGAUGGAAGAGAAGAGGAGUUAACAGAGCUUAUGGAGAGGAAGGAGAGGGAGAAGGCAGAAGCUAAGGCUAAGGAGGCUGAGGCAGCGGAGGCUGCAAAAAGAAGUGCAAAAGCUGCUGUUGCUUCUUUGCUUCCCUCCAAGUUGUUUGGAAACAAAGGAAAAGAGUCUGAGACAGACUCAGUGGAGAAAAAAGAAACUGUUGAGGAGGCAAAUAUUGUAGGGUCUACUCCUCCCGAGGCAAAUUUGAAAUAAGUGCUUGAAUCCAAUAUGGAGGAUAUGUUAUAUUGCAGAGAGAUCCUUAUUGGGGCAGAUGUCCAGAGUAUUGAUGUUGUGGCUGUUGUGGUUGUUGAUGUUGUCUGUAAGAUGUUGCCUUUAUUUUCAUCUGGAAUUUGUUUUACGUGGGUGAUAUGGUCUUCAAUUGGGAUUUUAGUUGCUGUAAUGGUUUGAAAGUUGUGCACAAGAAUACCUAUAGCUGAUGCAGCACACGAAAUGGAUCUGUUACUCAGUAGUCCUCUUGCUGAUGCUAAAUAUCAAACGUAACAUGCUGGUCUAAAUUUCACAGCUGCUGUAAUUGGACAUGAUAACACGUUUCUGUUUGGUUAUUUGUUUGGGGGUUUCAUUAGAAUAUAUAAUAUUUAACCCCAACAUGUGAAAGUUUCUAUUAUUUUGCUUAAUAUAGUGAGUAGCAUACGAGUCCGUGAUU